GGUGAUUAUGACGUCAGAGGAGCUCGCUCGCCAUCUUUGAUGAGGGAUGAGGUUAUUUCACACACUCGCUGUAUGGACACGCACUAGGCGACCCAAAUCAGUGUUGAAGGAGGCAAGGCGGUAGUGGCAUUUCCUACGUGGUUGAUCGAGUGCACGCCAUUAAGAAAACUUCCCAUUUAGAGGCAGGCACCUCAUCCCUCCAUCAGCAGCCAUGGCAGAUGAAGCCGACAUGCGCAAUGAGCUGACAGAUAUGCAGGCCAGGGCUGAUCAGCUGGGCGAUGAGUCUUUGGAGAGUACACGGCGUAUGCUACAGUUGGUGGAAGAGAGUAAAGAUGCUGGUAUCAGAACUUUGGUUAUGCUGGAUGAACAGGGAGAACAACUGGAGCGCAUCGAAGAGGGAAUGGAUCAAAUCAAUAAGGACAUGAAAGAAGCAGAAAAGAAUUUGACGGAUCUAGGAAAUCUCUGUGGUCUAUGUCCAUGUCCAUGUAACAAGCUGAAAGGUGGUGGACAGUCCUGGGGUAAUAACCAGGAUGGAGUGGUGUCCAGUCAGCCGGCCCGUGUGGUCGAUGAACGUGAGCAGAUGGCCAUCAGUGGAGGAUUUAUCCGCAGGGUGACAAACGAUGCACGGGAGAAUGAAAUGGAUGAGAAUCUGGAACAGGUGGGAGGUAUCAUUGGUAACCUACGCCACAUGGCCCUGGACAUGGGCAAUGAGAUCGACACCCAAAACCGUCAAAUAGACAGGAUUAUGGAUAUGGCCGAUUCCAACAAAACCAGGAUCGACGAAGCCAACCAACGCGCCACAAAGAUGUUGGGAAGUGGCUAAAUCCCUUUCGAAAAGUGCUUUGGCUCCCUUUUUUCCUCCCUGCUGUACCUGCAACAGUGCACGUGUGCUAUUACCAUGUUUUCCACCCAAACGGUUGGCACACAUGCACUUCUCAUCCCAUUACUGCUCUAUGUAGGAAGUGUUGUUCUGUGUCUUUCUUAACUGAUAGUCUAGUAAAUGGUCACAUUUACUCUGUAUCUUUCUCUCCAAAGGUUAAAUGUACAUAGUGCAUAUUUGAUGGCUAGAGCUCAGAUGUGAAAUUUGUUUUUUGUUGGUUUCUUUAUGUUUUUUUAAAGUGUAUAUUUAUUUAAUAUAUAUAUAUACACGCUUUGGGGUGAAAUUUCUUAAAAGGUUUUUAGUAAUCUAUGUGUCCAUGCUCUGUGUUUUGCUCAAUAUAUGCCAUGCUUCAUAUUCUGAUGUAGUGAGACGGGAGAAGUAUUAGCCAGUAUGAUUCAGGAGAUCACUUGGCCGAUUGCUUAUCUUAGCCUGCCAUUUUGUAAGCCAUCACCGUUAGAGAGUGUGCACCGAUUAUUCUACCUAAAGUGGUCAUAUACUGUAAGUAUACGCCGUGUCACUUUCACUUUAUAUUAUCCGAAUCGUUCAUGAUGUGUAGACAUUACUGUACAGCAUGGGCUUAGUCAGUACAUGCAUUCAGUUCAAAGUAUCACAGUUCUGCAACAUCACAAUUGUGCCACACUCUUUCAUUUAUGUUCAUCUGCAAAAUGUGUCAGUUGUUGUAAAAUCUGAAUUAUGAGAAAAUGCCAAUAAAAAUUAAACAAAC
Messenger RNA from Xyrauchen texanus (razorback sucker), 1604 nucleotides. Its product is annotated as synaptosomal-associated protein 25-B. Gene Ontology annotation, cellular component: plasma membrane; synaptobrevin 2-SNAP-25-syntaxin-1a-complexin I complex. The record is from RefSeq and is a predicted model, not a curated record. The coding region runs from base 212 to 823 and encodes 203 amino acids. NCBI's taxonomy places the organism in Eukaryota, Metazoa, Chordata, Actinopteri, Cypriniformes, Catostomidae. Gene Ontology annotation, biological process: synaptic vesicle fusion to presynaptic active zone membrane; synaptic vesicle priming; exocytosis. Gene Ontology annotation, molecular function: voltage-gated potassium channel activity; SNAP receptor activity; syntaxin-1 binding. The transcript has 8 exons.